Molecule: messenger RNA, 405 nt
Organism: Durusdinium trenchii
Lineage: Eukaryota; Dinophyceae; Suessiales; Symbiodiniaceae
Source: the annotation of a GenBank genome assembly
AUGGAGGAGGAUGUUGAUUUGUGCCCCUACUGGCGACAGAGGAUGGAGAAAGAGCUGCCUCAAGCACCGGCAGAUGCUGAAAUCAUCAAGUUAUACUUCUUUGGGCAUUGGCGCAAGGAGGAUGAGGUGAAGGUGUCCGUGCGCAACGACUCCGAGCCGGCUACGGUGACGCCCUUCCUGGACGCGCGCGAUCCCUUGCGCGGCUUCGAUUUGUUCAAAGCCGCCAGCUACGAGUUCCUGCACGGUGCCUCCUGGUCCUCCGUGCCGGUGGCCGGCUUCUAUGCUGGAACGCAGGCAUAUUUGAUUCGGCCCUCAUCGGCACGGAAACUUUUGAAGCAGAUCCGGGGGAAGCCCUUUCAGGCGCACGGGAUGGGCGGCGGCCAUGGCCACGGAUGGGGGGAGUAG